UCUUCUUCAGGAGGGAUGGAGAGUCUCCGGGGCCGGGUUAUGGAAUGACUGAUUCCCACCUCGGGGUAAUCUGUGCGGAUUUCUGCUUCGAGAGGAUUUGGGAAAACAUUCUCCAGAGGUGGGCUUCAUGAGAUCUGCCAGGACCCGCAGGACUCCCAGCGCUGGGGUCAUAGAGCUUCAUGUUUUCUAUGUCCCAGCGGAAUUGUGGAACAGUAAGUUGAAUACAGUUUCCAACCAUGCCAUAAACAAGUUCAUCUCGGCAGGGUUCAUCAGGGUUUUACCUGAACUGAAUCUGAAAGCACUGAGACAGCAGGUCGGAGACUUGCUUGGAGCUCGGACUGUCGAUGGUACAUUUGCUUUCCUGAAGUGUAUUGGAAGGAGUUUAGCAGUGGUUUCAGCAAAGCAAGAAUCAGAACUCAAAGUGAAGUCAUUUGCACCUCCUUAUGCUCCACAGCCAGAACUCUACUUGCUACCUGGAGUUGGCAGGAGGCAGCUACGUGAUCUGAUUCCAGUCGACAACCAGCAACUUUCGGAGGAUGUUCUAACGCAAUGUUCACAAGGAACACACGCAGCUCUGUUUGAGAAUAAAGCUACAGCAGAAUCAAAAUGUUCUAUCUGUACCUACCAAACUCGCGUUUCAAAGAGUCCAAAUGGAGACAACACCUACGUAAGCCAUCAAGGAGCACAGAGUACAAACAGGGUCAGUGAUGCAACACUGAGGGAACUUAAAGUGAAUGAUUUUCCACACAAAGAUCAGCGCACCCAGAGCCCUGAGGGAAUGAGCAUCUACAAUCCACCCCAUCAGAAAUCGGCAAGCAUAAAGCCAGGAGAGAUCACUGAUUCAAGGGAACCUGAAACCAAUGGCUUCCUUCAAGAUACCCACAACACAAGGAGUCUGGAUAUAAACAGUACCUGGGAGCAGGAGUUACACUCCCUUCAAAACACCAGAGACGGCAAUCGGAAAAUAUACAAGAGUCAACAGCAGGAACAUCAGAUGCAGCAGCGAGAGAAAGAUAUUACAGCCAGUGGUGUGGCUCAGAUGGACAGUGGUCCAGUUGCAAAACAAGGCAGGAGUAACAGCACAGGCGAUUCCGGGCUAUCAGAAUCAUUGGAUGAGAAAGAUGUGGAAUAUUGCGAAAACCAAAGAAAGAGGAGUCAGCAAGUAAAUCAGGGUCUAGCAUCAAUCAAUGAUGGACAGAGAACUGAUCAGAUGCAGAAUGAUGGUAAUUUGACAGCUAUGAAGAACUAUUCCCUGCCUCCUCCUCCACCUCCACCUCCACUAGAUCUCAACCUCAGAGCCCAAUUUCAGUCAGUCCCAACAGAGAAGGAGCAGCUGAUUGCCCAAAUAAAUGCAACAAAACAGGAGAGAAAAUGCCUUGAGAGGACAAGGGAAGAACUUGUAAAGAAAGCAAAAGGAUUAUUAGCACAGAAUCAAUUACGGAGGAACCAAGCCCGCAAUAGCUGGAAGAAGAAAUACUUUGAAUCGAAGAAGCUGACCGCUCCUCUGGAGGAAACAUCGUGCAGGUUGCGGAAGGAGCUGGAGGAGUAUUACCUGAAGCUGCUGCACCACCUGGAGGCCCGGGACUUGAGAAAAAGGCCCAGAAAGCCAACCGGCGCUGGCAAUCCCAAAAAUGAGUUAAUUAUUCAGAUUACAACACUCAAGCAUGAGAUUGAUCAGCUUUACAGAAGUGUGGAAAAUGCCAAAAUGAAGCUAAUUACUGAGAUAAAGCUAAGAAAACAGACAACUACAGACCUCCGAGCUCUCCGUGCAGAAUUAGCACAGAAGAAGACCCAGUCAUCCUUAAAUCGCCUGAGUAAUGGCUCCGUACCUCACAGUUUGAAUAUUUUAGUGACUUAACCGAAAUGAGACUAUGUUGCCUUUGAUCUCAUAGCUGUCCCUGUGGGAUCUCACUGCAAAUGGUCUCCAUGUUUCCUGAUUUUAUUCGAGUGAUCCCACUUCAAAAACCGCUUCACUGCCCGUGAAGCACUUUGGGACAUCAUGAGGGUGUGAAAGGUGCUAUAUAAAUUCAUGUUCUUCCUUUGCCUCUGUCCGAUCUUGACAGAAGAAAUAUCAAAGUCACCUUACCACUUCUAAUUUACUUGCACGUUCCGAAAGACAGCCAGAUUUCUUCUGUUUUAACUGAUCUUUUAAUUUAUUUAAUGCAAACUCUUACACUGUAGAAGAUUAUGUUUUGAUUCCCUAUUUGUAGCUGAUGAAACGCUGAUGCCAUUUUAUGCAAUUGUGUGACAGCACAGUUAAAGACAGUGAGAAGUGGCCCACAUGAAGAUGGGUGAAAAACCCCCCACUAAGUUCCAAAGAGGAACGGAGGUCACAAUCCUUUUAUUUAAAAUGUAAUGUUUCAAGGAGACAACUCGCCAGCAUCAUCUGAAGGGCAAUCAGCAAUGGGCAAUAAAUGUUGGGUCAGCAUCAAUAGUACAUUCUGUUUUAAACGAAUCAUUAUCCUCUUUCUGAAGUCAGUGUAGAUCAAUAACUACAAUUUUAUCAAGUUGCAAAUUUAAUAAGUUGUAGGAAUGAAAGGCAAGUUUCAGCCCUUGGCAGCUUUACUGGCAUUUGGGAAAAGCGAGGACUCAUUAAGGAGAGUGGUUUUAUUUGGGGGACGUUUUAGAACAUAGAACAUAGAAGGAUACAGCGCAGUACAGGCCCUUCGGCCCUCGAUGUUGCGCCGACCGAAUCCUACCUAACCUAUACUAGCCCAAUAACUUCCAAAUGCCUAUCCAAUGCCCGCUUAAAUGACCAUAAAGAAGGAGAGUUCACCACUGAUACGGGCAGGGCAUUCCAUGAACUCACAACCCGCUGUGUGAAGAAUCUACCCCUAACAUCUGUCCUAUACCUACCACCCCUUAAUUUAAGGCUAUGUCCCCUAGUAACACCUGACUCCAUUAGCGGUUUCACAAACUUGAAUUUUUUGAGCAAGUGCGAAGGUGAUUGUUUUCACUAGUGUGUCAGAAGCUGAGGGGGGCUGAGUGAAUAGAAAUAUAUAAAACUAGGAGAGGUGUGGAUAGUCGGAGUCUUUUUCCCCGAGGUAGAAAUGUCAAAUACCAGGGGGCAUAGGUUUAUGGCAAGAGUGGCAGAGUUUAAAGGUGUGUGAACAAAUUUUUGCUUACACGGACGUUGGUAGGUGCCUGGAAAGUGCUGAUGAAGGGCUUUUGCCCGAAACUUCGAUUUUCCUGCUCCUCGGAUGCUGCCUGACCUGCUGUGCUUUUCCAGCGCCGCGCUCUAAUCUUGACUCUGAUCUCCAGCAUCUGCAGUCCUCACUUUUGCCUGGAAAAUGCUGCCAGGAGAGGCGGUAGAAGCAAAUACAAUGGCAAUGUUUAAAAGGCAUUUAGAAAGACACAUGAACAGGGAGGGAUUAGAGGAAUACGGAGCAAGUGUAGGAGCUCUCUGCCUUAGAAAUAUUUAAAGAUUUUGCAUCCACUGCCUUUUGAGGAGGGGAAUUCCAAAGACUCUCAAGCCUCAGAGAAAGUUAAAAAUCCUCUGUAUUAAAAGGGUGACUCAUUAUUUGUAAACUAUGAUCCCUUGUUCUAGAUUCUCCCACAAGAGGAAACAUCCUUUCCUCAUCCACCCAGUCAAGUUCCCUCAGGAUCUUUAUAAGUUUUAAUUAAGUCAUCUCUAAUCUCCAGGGGAUUGUGUCCAGCCUUUCCUCAUAAGGAAGUCCAUUCAUUUCAGACAAGUAAAGUCUAGUAAACUUCAAAAUUUCCUAUUGAGCUCGGAGGUCUGUAGCUGUCUGCUUUCUUAGCUGCAAAGGCAAUAGGAGUAAUUGAGGUAUUGAGCAAGACUUUUUGUCUUGCACUCAUUAGAAUGCAUUAGACUAUUUAUAGUGUAUGAGAAGACAGUGCUGAUUGGUUGGCAAGUGAACUCUGAGUGGUGGAGAUGCUGCCUGGAAGAAUGUACCAGUUAGAUGAUGACUGGUAGUUAACUGCCAAACUGCGUUUAAAUUAUUAUUAAAACUAUGCUUCAUCAUCAUUAAUACAAAUAAUAUUGAAGGUUGCAAACAGCAAAUAACAAAUGGGUGGCGUGAUUUUUUUAUGCAGCAAGAUAUUGUGAACAUUGGACUGCACUCUGUGGUUAUGCAAAAAGGUAUAAAGAAAUUGCAGGCUAUCAGGGAGAGCAACAAUAGCAUGGCAUAUUCAGUCGUUUCUUGUAUUUUCAAUCUAUCUCAGAGCUGUGAAAGCAUGGUGUUAAUUUCAAAGUGUGCAACAGGUUCUAAAUAUCACUGCAAACAUAAAACAGUUGCACUUUUCUUUAUUAUUUCAGUCAUGGGAUGAUGGCCUUGCUGGCCAGACCAGCAUUUAUUGCCCAUCCCUAAUUACCCAGGGGGUGGUUAAGAGUCAACCACAUUGCUGUGGGUCUGGAGUCACAUGUAGGUCAGACCAGUAAAGAUGGCAGAUUUCCUUCCUAAAGGACGCCUCCCUAUCCAGCUCCAGCUUUUAGAUUUUUCUGUGGUGGGUAUAUACUUUAGCUUUUAGCCAACACCCGGGGCCAACCAACUAAGUUCAGUGAGUGUCAAAUAUAAACAGGCUCACUUAGCAAAU
Messenger RNA from Hemiscyllium ocellatum (epaulette shark), 4554 nucleotides. It is a transcript of the gene spata1, whose product is annotated as spermatogenesis associated 1. Bases 128 to 1858 code for a protein of 576 amino acids. NCBI's taxonomy places the organism in Eukaryota, Metazoa, Chordata, Chondrichthyes, Orectolobiformes, Hemiscylliidae. The record is from RefSeq and is a predicted model, not a curated record. The transcript has 12 exons.